AUGCCGUCUUCUUCUUCAUCAUCACCCACCCCUGAUGGCGAUCCUACGCACAGCACCUACGAGGUCAAUGUUCCUGUCCGCAAUGGACGAACAUCUGAACCAAAAGUCUCAAAACCUGAGAUUCGCAUACCAAGGAUAAAGCCAGUAUCAGAGAGCACAGACCAGACACAUGCACACUCAGACUCAGACUCAAAAACACAAUCACAGCCACAGUCACCUGAAAAGCUGGCUGCUGGCCUAGACGGCAAAUACGUCGAUGAGUUUGGCAACAUUCUAGACUGGGACGGUACUGUCCUCGGCCGUGUAGAAGGCGAUCUCCCGUCCAUGGUAGGACGGCCAGUCAUGCCGAAUGGACAGGUCCUCGACGAGGACGGCGAAGUGGCUGGUCACGUCUGCGAGAACUACAUCAAGCCUGCUCUCAAGCCACUUGCAGCAGGUGGACUCAAAGUCGAUGAUGAGGGAAACAUCUAUGAUGACCAGGGCAACAGGAUUGGCAAGCUCGAUAAGCCGAUGCCGUCCCAGGACGGAACCGACAAACUUUCCGAGAACAAGGACAAGGAGAGGGAACAGGCCCAGGGUGCUGGGGGUCCUAACAAUGCUGCAAAUGCUCCAAAGCCACCGGGUGCUCCAAGGCCUGACGAGCUGUUCCUAGACGUCAAGUCCACCUAUGAUGGUAUUCAGCUCAUCAUCAAGAUUCCUACUGUCUUCAAUAGAAACCUUGUAACCGAGACAAAGAGCAGUGGUAGUCAGACUGAGACAAACGAUAGCGAUAAUCGAUAA
Molecule: messenger RNA, 780 nt
Organism: Fusarium fujikuroi IMI 58289
Lineage: Eukaryota; Fungi; Ascomycota; Sordariomycetes; Hypocreales; Nectriaceae
Exons: 1
Coding region: 1-780 (259 amino acids)
Source: RefSeq, a predicted model, not a curated record